CCCCCCCACCCCACCCCAAAACGUCGUCGUCUUGACCCCCAACAUAAUGCUUGGUCAUAUCAUGACACAACUGAACUGAUCUCCAUCACUUUAGUCAUUUUUGUUACUCUCACACUAACCCAAGAAAUGCUUCUUUCUCUUGUUCAAACCACCACCACAUCCUCACCUUUCCAAUCCACCUCCUCAUCAACCUUCAAGACUCUUAGCCCCACUACUACUUCUAACCUCCCCAAAACUCUCUUUCUUGGUUUUCCAAUCCAACCCACCACAAAUGCCCUCCAAAGUUUCCUCCUUUUCACCAAAAUCUCACACUUCGGUAAACCCAGAUCACUUUCCAUCAAUGCUUCUCUGAUUGAAGCACCAGUCUUAUGGGCUGGUAGGCUUUGCAUCUUCUAUGCUCUCUUGAAGAUUGGUUUAGCUGGAUCUCAAGCUAACCCACUUGUCUCAGAUUUGUGUGAGAGUGAAGGUGGUGGUGUUGGUGUUGAGACUGAUGAUUUGGGGUUUUCUAAGUGGUUGAACAGCAUACAGGGAAAACCAGUGAAAGACGCAGCUGAUAGAAGGAAAUUAGUCAGCAAAUGGCAUCCUACCACAAAGGGUACACUCAGAAGGAAUUACAGGGUACCAUCUAAAUCUGAAGGGCGGCGUGUUCUUAAAGCCAUUGCGUCUUUAUUGUCGGAUGAUGACCACUUUAUAGAUGCCUCCUCCCACAAGGGUUGUCAGAUUAGAAGGGAGACUGCACAUGGAGAAAGUGUGUGUUGCAACAAUGUGAGGGCUCUGUUUGAUGAGCUCCCAACCCCGCACCUAGUUGUGGAAAUCACUCCUUUUCCUGCUGGUUCUCUUACAGAAAAGGAUUACACCAAAGCCGAGAAAUUAGAGAAGGUGCUCAGAUCUGGUCCUUCCAUUUGAGUCAUGGACUUUUCAUGAUUUCACUCGUUUUGUAUUCACUUCGGCUUUGUACAUAGCACAAUAUCAAAUGAAGUUUGGCGUCUACCCUUUGUUCUCAGCAUUUUAGAUAACAUUCACUCAAAAAGACGAGUAGGAAAAUGAUGUGAUCUUGACAAGUUUAUUUUGCUUUCAAUCUUAGUCAUUAAUGUACUCGGCCAAGAACCACAAAUAUAGUCACCAAUGCACCAACCAUAUAAUCAGGGUGUGGUUCUGCAAAAAGAGAUGAUGCGGUUAUGAUUACCUCUUGAUCAGCCUGUUCCUGUAUGCUCACUUGCUCAGUAUCUGCUCGCUGACACACAGGACUACUGUUGUGGCCGUUGGCAAGCAGAUAGAAAUCUCCUUUUUGUUCAGCAGUUGUACACUAACUCCGAAGCAGUCACACAAGACU
This is a messenger RNA of Fragaria vesca subsp. vesca, 1333 nucleotides long. RefSeq lists its product as uncharacterized. The coding region runs from base 127 to 906 and encodes 259 amino acids. The transcript is spliced from 4 exons. NCBI's taxonomy places the organism in Eukaryota, Viridiplantae, Streptophyta, Magnoliopsida, Rosales, Rosaceae. The record is from RefSeq and is a predicted model, not a curated record. Gene Ontology annotation, cellular component: chloroplast envelope.